AUGAACUCAACUCCCUCAGUGGGUACUCGGCCUGCAACUUUCCUCUCUCUUCCUCCUGUCGUUCGACAUCAAAUCUAUUGCGACGCCGGCCUCAUCCAUGACUCCGACAUUGAUUUCAAUAGGCGGGUAAAUACUACCUAUUGGCCCCCCUCGGCUGACUUCCAAAUCUCUUACAAUUUGCUCCUGACCUGUCGCACCGUCUAUACCGAGACCUCCUACAUUAUAUACUCUACGAACCGAUUUUUUAUCCGAUAUAGCGAUGCUCAGAGCCUCGAAGCACUCAGAAAUUUGACCGCGGAUUCCGUCGCACUUUUAACUCAGCUCACAGUUCAUCUCAAUGUUACUUCAUGUGAGAAGGGCCAGGAAUGUUGUGAGGUCUGUCGAGGAAAAUCGAGCUACUGUCUUAAACAUGACAAACCCCUUGGACUUUCAUCGAAGACAAUCCUUUCUGAAUGGCAAACUACAGCUCGUUAUAUCACAGCUCACAUUAAACAGUCCCACCUCAGCCUGCAUUUUGUCUGCGAUGUUAACGAGCUGAAAGUAGCAAUGUAUGUGGUUGAGCCCCUCCGCAAUACUCCAACGCUCGCAGAGUGUAGCAUCCGCUUGGCUCGGCAGCCUGGCCCUCUUCUACGAGAUGUGGCUCAGGAGGUGGCAACGCGAGCGAUGGGAUACCAGGAUCGUUGGAAUCACGUUGGGUCUGCCUUCCGGUUCUUCGACUUGCCGCAGGAGCUCCGUCUCAAAAUCCUAGGAUAUACCGAUCUGGUUACUCCACUCUGUGAGGUUGAAUGGAAUCCUGAGAGCAACUUCUAUCUCCAUUACAGCACAUGGAGAUGUGGCGGACCGAGUAUAGGAGGUUUCCCGGAAUGCUCCCCAGACUUACACCGUGCCUGCCAGUUUCGAAAUUGCUGGCAAUACGAACCCUCGAAUGUGGGUUGCUUCUGCCGCCGCUAUCACGCUGCCUUCUCAUCAAAAUGCCGUUGCUGGUCUCCACCUACAUCUUUAUUCCUCGUAUGUAAGCAGUUGUCAGUAGAUGCCCAAGCGGUCUUCUUCGCCAGAAAUCGGUUUAUUAUCGUCCCCUCGGGAGGGUGUACUCAUCCCGCUAAAAGCACUCCCACCCGUCUUGAAGUCUCAAUUUUCCUAAGGGACGUUGUGCCUUCGAACGCGCUUCAUUUUCUAAAAUUCUUAGAAGUUGUCUUUCCGCCAUUUUACGACGACUAUCUUUGUCCUCAUGAGCCCGCGUAUCAAGACUGGCUUCAAACCAUCGAAUACGUGAGAGAGCGACUGGAUCUGCCGAUGCUCACACUACGUAUCUACAUGGCUGAUUAUAUCCUUCAUGGCGAACUAGUCGCUGAUUUCCGGAGUACCAUGACUAAAGAACAGGGCAUGGCGAUCCUCAAGAUGUAUGCGCGGACUCUAGGACCAUUGUCGAAACUACGCGAGAAAGGACUAAGCCGAUUCUUCGCGGACCUUGCUUACCCUUUUGCUCACACUCGAUUCGGGCUAAGGAAUCCGACCUCUGUCCUAGAACGGAGUACAGAAUUGCGACAGCGGAUUGAGAGACUUGUUAUGGGGGAUGACUAUGAUGGAACGCUGCUUGAGACAAAGGAAUUAGGAAAUAGUCAGUGGUUAGAGGAAUCCCUUCGUGAUUAUAUGUCUAGUUAG
This is a messenger RNA of Amorphotheca resinae ATCC 22711, 1662 nucleotides long. RefSeq lists its product as hypothetical. Bases 1 to 1662 code for a protein of 553 amino acids. The record is from RefSeq and is a predicted model, not a curated record. NCBI's taxonomy places the organism in Eukaryota, Fungi, Ascomycota, Leotiomycetes, Helotiales, Amorphothecaceae. The transcript has a single exon.